AUGGCCUCCAAGCUCAAGGAGCGGAGGAGGACGCCGGUGUCUCACAAAGUGAUUGAGAAGCGGAGGAGGGACCGCAUCAACCGCUGCCUCACCGAGCUGGGGAAGACGGUGCCCAUGGCUUUGGCCAAACAGAGCUCGGGGAAACUGGAGAAAGCGGAGAUCCUGGAGAUGACGGUGCAGUACCUGCGGGCCCUACACUCGGCGGACUUCCCCCGCGGCCGGGAGAAGGCAGAGCUGCUCUCCGAGUUCGCCAACUACUUCCACUACGGCUACCACGAGUGCAUGAAGAACCUGGUCCACUACCUGACGACGGUGGAGAGGAUGGAGACCAAAGACACCAAGUACGCCCGCAUCCUGGCCUUCCUCCAGUCCAAAGCGCGCUUCGUCACGGAGCCGCUCUUCACCUCCCUGGGCUCCCUCCCGGAGCCGGACUUUUCCUACCAGCUGCACCCCGGGCCCGAGUGCCCCGGGCACGGCCACAGCCCCGGCGACGCCGCCGUGCUCCAGCCGCCCUCGGGGGGGCCCUUUCCCUGGCACGGCGCCGGCCGCAGCCCCCCCCUGCCCUACCACCUCCCGAACGCCGCCGUGCCCCUCGCCAGCCCCGGCCAGCAGCGCAGCACCUUCCUCUCCUCCGUGCAGGGGCUGGACCGCCACUACCUCAACCUGCUCGGCCAUUCCCACCCCAACGCCUUCGGGCUGCCCCCGGGCCAGCACCCGUCCAUGCUAUAGAGACUCGCCCCCGCCGGAAAGAUCCUAUUUAUGACCGCGGACACUACGAGUUACGCCCGGGGAGGUUGCCGGGGGGAGGGCAGGGAGAUGCGCGGGGGUCGCGGAGCGCUCGCCCCGGGGCCCAGCUCUGUCCCCGCCCGCCCCCUCGGGGGCCUGGGGCCGCCCCCGCCCGCUCCU
Molecule: messenger RNA, 906 nt
Organism: Falco peregrinus (peregrine falcon)
Lineage: Eukaryota; Metazoa; Chordata; Aves; Falconiformes; Falconidae
Gene: HELT
Product: helt bHLH transcription factor
Exons: 4
Coding region: 1-729 (242 amino acids)
Biological process (GO): anterior/posterior pattern specification; regulation of transcription by RNA polymerase II; regulation of neurogenesis
Cellular component (GO): nucleus
Molecular function (GO): DNA-binding transcription factor activity, RNA polymerase II-specific; protein dimerization activity; RNA polymerase II cis-regulatory region sequence-specific DNA binding
Source: RefSeq, a predicted model, not a curated record